Molecule: messenger RNA, 941 nt
Organism: Nelumbo nucifera (sacred lotus)
Lineage: Eukaryota; Viridiplantae; Streptophyta; Magnoliopsida; Proteales; Nelumbonaceae
Gene: ERD15
Product: dehydration-induced protein (ERD15)
Source: RefSeq, a predicted model, not a curated record
UCGGUCUAUAUAUAGGACUUUCGAAGCAUCAGACAUAAACCGUAGAACAGUUCUGGUCUUAUCAUUCGUCCGGGCGAGAUAUUUUCCUCUCUGUGUCCUAAAGGCAAGUUUGAACGUGACUGGUACGAGAACAGGGGAAGUUAAGGUUAUAUAGAAGUAGUGAUGGGACUAGUAUCUGGAGGAAGAUCUACACUUAAUCCGAACGCCCCUCUCUUCAUCCCAGCAGCUUACAGGCAAGUGGAGGAUUUCUCUCCUGAAUGGUGGGAGCUGGUGAAGACAUCAACUUGGUUCCGGGACUACUGGCUCGCCCAGCAUCAGGAAGAAGAAACCUUUAUCAGCACUCCUAAUGACGACGAUGAUGGCGUUGACAUUGCCGAUCUGCUCCCAGAGUCGUUUGAUUUCGAUGUCGAUGAAGAAUUGUACAACGUGGAUGCCCAAUUCGAGGAGUUUGUUCAAUCUUAUCCUCAACAAAAUGGGUCAGCACUGUUUGCUUCCAAGCCGGUAAAUGGCAUGGAGAUGAAUACUGAAGCGCUGAUGAAGAGCCUGAUGACGACCUCCAUGAAAUCUCCAAAAGUCCCCAAGUCUCAGAUGGAACCUGCGAAGUAUCGAGAGAAGGCCCCACAGUCCAUUAGCCCCAAAUGUAGCCCUCGCCGCAUCCAUCAGCCCCGUUGAAAGAAAUCAAAGAAUAACUUGUAGAAGCUCUGGGAUCGUCGUAGCUCUCUUUAACAUUACUGGCAAAGUAAAUAGUUUGUUUUUUUCUGUCCAUCUCGUGUAUAGAACAAGGUGACAACUCCCUGCUAGGGUGUAGCAAUGUAGCAAUUCCUCCUGUCUUGUUUCUUGUUUGUGUCCCAUAUUGAACAAUCCAUCCGAAGAACAAAAUGUAUAAAAAAGUAAAAGAGAAUGUAAAUUAACAAAAAAAUGCGUUGUUAAUUGUUAGUUUA